AUGCACCACCACCCACGGAAUCGAGAAAGAGCUCUCAAUCUGUCAAUCCUGUCCGUGUCCGGGCCGGACUUGGGUUUCCCGGGAGCUGCCCGGCGGGUCAUGGGAAUAACGCCGCCGGAUCGCCAGUCGGCAUCGUUUAUGGAUCAACCAGGUAGCCGCCACCCACGGCGGCGCCGCGGCGCGGCGCGCGAGCGCCCCGACGCGCCCGGCCCGCCGGCGCGCGCCCCGCCAACCCUGACCGCCCCGGCUCUUUCACCGCUCCGACCCGCGGGAGCGGCAUCGCGGACGCGACGGUGGCGGCAUGGCGGCGACGGGCGCCGGCGGCGGCGGCCGGCCGCCUCGCGGCCCGGCGGCGCCUGGGGCGGGGAACGGCGCCACGCGCGAGGGACGCCCCUCGCGCCACGGCCGACCCCGGCGGCCGGCCCUUCCCGCGACGCCGCGGGCAAGGAGCCGGGACCGCUGCGCAGCUUCUCUUUCGCCACUCGGAUGCGAGCAGCGCGAGAGAAGCCCCGGAAGGAGAGCCGGCCGGCCGAGGGCCCUCUCCGACGCCACCCGAAAAGCCUCAUCGAUCGGGCGCGCAGCCGAGGAAGGAGCCGCGCCAACAGCGACAAGGGCCCCACGGCCACGGUCCUGGGACAACGGCGACGGCCGCCCAAGCCCCGCCUGCGGAGCGCUCGCGGCAGAGGAGGAGCGCGGGGGGCACGAAAGGGACGAGGCGCCGCCGCCUCGCCCGCCACCGCUGCCCAGGGGGGCCGCCCCCCCUUGCGAAUCGGCCGGCAGAAGCCGGGCCGGCGCGGGAAAGCUCGCAGCUUCUCUCUCCGCCUCGCCUCGAACGCCAAGCGGUUUCCCUCUCGGAUCAGCACUCCCAGCCGAGCCGACGGGCAACCCGUGCCCCGUGGUCUGCCUGCUGACACGCUGAACUGGCGAAACAGCGCCCCCGCCCCCGCCCCCGCCCCGUCCCACCCACGCCCUCCUGAGACCCUACACAGCCCGGCCCCCCUGGCCCCGAUGCGGCUCGCCCCGCCCCGCCCAGCGGUAGAGGCGGCCGCCGCCGGCACCACCGCCAGCACACAGGCGGCCACUUUCGGGCGGGUUCUUUCACGGUCCGCAGAGGUCUUCCGCCCUCGACCUCAGUCCAGGGGGCCGUGGGGGCUCGGUGCCGAGGCGCCCGGGGCCGGCACGAAGCCGCCGGCCCUUGGCCCUCGUCCGCACACAGACACAGAUACAGCGCCACACCCACCGACCCCCCCCCGCCCCGUGCGCACGCUCACUCCCCAAGGUCAUCCCUUCAGGCCACCACACCGCCCCCUCGCCGCCCCCCGCCACCUGCCCCCGCCCCCCCGCCGGGCGGCGGGGCACGCCCACCCGCCCGCCCGCCUGCCUGGCUGCCCGUCCGCAUGCACGCUCUCGCGUGCCCUCACUCCCUGGCCCUGGCCCCGUCCCCGUCCCCGCCACCGCCCCCUGCCCUUACCCCUGCCCUUGCCGUCUCUGUCGGAGCCGCCCACGCCCGUCGGCGGUUGGGGGCGCCCCACCCAGCCUCUCCCAUCAGCCUCCCUGGCGCCGUCUGCAUACCUUUCCCGCUUGCUAGGCACCCCAGCAAACGGGUCCCCGCCCCGCACCGCGCGCCCGCGCGCGCGGCCGGGGGAGACCCGCCGCCGCCCUCGAGGCCCGCGCGCCCAAGCCCCCGCCCCGCGUCUCGGGCCUGAGACCCGCGCGGAGGGAAGUCGAGGCCGCGCGGCCCGGCGGAGCCUCUCUUGCUCUCCCCCCGGGGGCGCGCCCCCGCGGCGCGCCCCCCCCGUGGCUGGCCUAACUGGCGGCACGCGGCCCUUCGCUCGCUGCCCGGCCCCCGGACCCCGCCGCCGGGUGCCCCACGAUCAUGCGGUACGCGACGGGGGAGAGGCGGCGCCGCAUCCGUCCGCCCCUCCGGCUCCCAACCACGAGCGGCGCUCCUCACCGGGCCCGCCCGCGGACGGGCGGGCGGCCGGCUAUCGCGAGCCCACCGAGGCGCCGGCGGCGCUGCGGUAUCGCUACGUCUAG
Molecule: messenger RNA, 2037 nt
Organism: Melospiza georgiana
Lineage: Eukaryota; Metazoa; Chordata; Aves; Passeriformes; Passerellidae
Product: mucin-1-like
Exons: 8
Coding region: 1-2037 (678 amino acids)
Source: RefSeq, a predicted model, not a curated record